AAAUUGGACCACGAGAAGAAAGCAAAAGUGAUUAAUGGAGGGGCCUUUGCUAACCAAGAACAAGCACAUCAAAAUCCAUGGCGAUUCUUCAUCAAAUGAUGAGCAUAAUGUCAACAUUACAAUCACUAACGAUUCUUCAUCAACACCACACGGCGUUAAUAUUGUUGAACGGUGUAUUCCAUGCACAAGAGAAAUGGAGUGGUUUUGUUUCAUCGAGUUUGUUUUGAAUAUUGUCCAAAUUGUUGCAGCUUUUGUAGUUGUGACUCGGGCAAAAGAUGAACAUCCAGGAACAUCAUUUCUUGUAUGGAUCAUUGGUUACACUUGUGGAUGUGUUGCCAUUCUUCUUAUUCAGUUUAUUAACCGUAUUUCGUCAAGAAGCUACGAGGAGAUCAUGGACGUUUUGAAGAAUAUAUGUGAAUAUUUCUUCGUUGGUUGGGUUGUGUUGUUUCUUUGGAUGUAUCAUAGUAGUUCUUCAUCUCUAUAUGAUAAUACUCAAUAUUUCUGGUUAUGUAUGGCUUUUCUUGCUUUCACUUGCAUUCGAUAUGUACCGGCUCGUUUAAUAUGUUCAGCAAUAUGCUUUAUUUUCGUUGUGAUAAUAUGGUUUUGCGCCGAUGUGUUAGGCACAACCCCGAGUAUGUUUGCUAAUGCUGUAUUCCUUAUAGUUUUCAUUGGAAUUCUUAAAGUCAUUGAGGAGGUUAUUGGAUCCUAUUGUUGUUGAAUUCAAAGUAAUUGAAACUCUUGUAAUGUUUUUUUCAUGAAUAAAGUUGAGUUUUUGACU
Molecule: messenger RNA, 778 nt
Organism: Arabidopsis thaliana (thale cress)
Lineage: Eukaryota; Viridiplantae; Streptophyta; Magnoliopsida; Brassicales; Brassicaceae
Exons: 3
Coding region: 35-718 (227 amino acids)
Source: RefSeq, marked reviewed